Molecule: messenger RNA, 930 nt
Organism: Brassica oleracea var. oleracea
Lineage: Eukaryota; Viridiplantae; Streptophyta; Magnoliopsida; Brassicales; Brassicaceae
Product: thiocyanate methyltransferase 1
Exons: 8
Coding region: 173-760 (195 amino acids)
Molecular function (GO): S-adenosylmethionine-dependent methyltransferase activity
Source: RefSeq, a predicted model, not a curated record
GCAUGUGUUUAGAGCUCUACAACUUCAAUACCCACCCACCAAAAAGGGAAAGAAAAGGAGGAACCAUAAAAAUGGCUGAGGAACAGCAAAAAGCAGGUCACAGCAAUGGCGAAAACAUCAUUCCUCCUGAAGAAGUUGCUAAGUUCCUGCCUGAAACUGUUGAGGAAGGUGGAUGGGAAAAAUGUUGGGAAGACGGGAUAACACCAUGGGACCAAGGAAGAGCCACACCUCUCGUUGUCCAUCUUGUUUACUCUUCUUCUCUUCCUCUUGGCCGUGCUCUAGUCCCCGGCUGUGGCGGAGGUCACGAUGUGCCGAUGUGGUUGCGAUGGCAAGCCCCGAACGUUUCGUUGUUGGUUUGGAUAUUUCCGAAAGUGCCCUCGAGAAAGCUGCUGAGACUUACGCCUCCUCACCGAAGGCCAAGUACUUUACGUUCGUGAAGGAAGACUUCUUCACAUGGCGUCCUAACGAAUUAUUUGACCUCAUCUUCGAUUAUGUGGUCUUCUGUGCCAUUGAGCCUGAGAUGAGACCUGCAUGGGCUAAAUCCAUGUAUGAACUCUUGAAACCCGACGGCGAACUCAUAACUCUCAUGUAUCCGAUUACCGAUCAUGAUGGUGGACCUCCCUACAAAGUAGCUGUAUCUACCUACGAAGAUGUUUUGGUUCCCGUAGGAUUUAAGGCAGUGUCCAUCGAGGAGAAUCCAUACUCCAUUGCCACUCGUAAGGGCAAAGAGAAGCUUGGGAGGUGGAAGAAGAUCAAUUGAUCCAAGAAAGCUCUCUUACUCUUCACUAAGAGUAUUAUAUGAUAUUCUACUUAUCUAUUAAGAAUGAAUUGUGUUAGUUUACUUUAUCUGCAUUAUAUAAAGGUUGUAUUUCUGAAUGUGAUGAUUAUUCAACCCUUAAUAAUAAAAUAAUGUUUUGUGAUCCAUUUUAA